AUGAUAGCAGACGUAGUGCGUUCAAAGAUUGCCAAGUGCCGAGAUAAGACUACUAAGUGCAUCGGGCCAAAGGUUGAAAGAUAUAACACGAGUCGUCGUCCUCUUGCGAUUCGCCCCUCUUCCCCGCCACCAUGCCCCCCUCUCCUCUCCCAUCCUCCCCCCCCUCUGGUCUACCCUAUACUGUAUACGGAUGCCGCGUCAGUGUCCACGCUUAUCGGGGAGACCUCGGCAAAGUUCUUUGCCUACUCUGUCACCGCGCAAGACUUGGAGGAUUACCUGGCAUCCAGGCUGUCAGAGAGCAAGAUAAAAGAGGAGAUUCAGAACGAAAAGAACACGUUUCUCGUGGGGGCUCUUCCAUCAGAAGGGAAGGAAGAAGAGAUCAAGGCCGUCGUCCAUCUCGUUCCAGAUUCCUUCGAGCCCUGCCUCACACUCUCCCGUCCCAUAGAGUUCCAGCGCCUCUACGUGCAUCCAUCAGAGCACGGCUCUGGACUAUCUUACUCUCUGGUUGCUGCCGCCGAGCAGGCUUCAAGGGCGCUGGGGGCGGAGAGCAUCUGGCUAGGGGUGUGA
Cryptococcus wingfieldii CBS 7118 is the source of this 567-nucleotide messenger RNA. RefSeq lists its product as hypothetical. The record is from RefSeq and is a predicted model, not a curated record. Gene Ontology annotation, molecular function: acyltransferase activity, transferring groups other than amino-acyl groups. Bases 1 to 567 code for a protein of 188 amino acids. The transcript has a single exon. NCBI's taxonomy places the organism in Eukaryota, Fungi, Basidiomycota, Tremellomycetes, Tremellales, Cryptococcaceae.